This is a messenger RNA of Cryptococcus amylolentus CBS 6039, 1662 nucleotides long. RefSeq lists its product as hypothetical. Bases 66 to 1211 code for a protein of 381 amino acids. The transcript is spliced from 3 exons. Lineage: Eukaryota; Fungi; Basidiomycota; Tremellomycetes; Tremellales; Cryptococcaceae. The record is from RefSeq and is a predicted model, not a curated record.
AUCCUCUCCGCCUUCUUGCCUUCCUUGCUCCCCCUAUAAUCUCCCCGCACCCCCAUCUCCCCGCCAUGUCCUCCUUCCACGACGCCAUGAUGCUCGCCGCCUUCCGCCCCAACACCCAGCCCCCGCCGGCCCCUCCCAAGAAGACGUCCGAGCCUCCCCUCCCCGACUUUGACCUCACCACCCUCGAGCCCCUCUGCUCCGUCCACGACGUCAUCCUCGCCUUCCUCGAAGAAUCCUCCCCCGCUCUGCUCCUCCGCGUCUCCCCCGAAUUCCACGCCAAGAUCCUGCCAAUGCUCUAUACACGUGUUGUCCUCAAUGCCGACAACGCGGCUGCCUUUUUCUACGGCGUGACGGACGGUAAAGACGGGCGGAAAGCAAAGUCGCUGGAGAUGGUUAGGACGAUAGUCUUUUCGGAUCCGGAAGCUAUGGAGGGCGUCAUGCGCCAGGUGUACCAACCGCCCAAAUCACGCUCGUCCGACCCAUUCUGGCGCCCGCUGCCCGAAGUAACAUAUCCCAUCCUGCCCAAUGCCACGCACCUCCAAAUAGGCUGGCCUGUCCUCCGCUUCUUCCUCACCCCGCCUCACGACAUCGUUUCCUUCCCCGACGACCCGCGCGAAAGCCCCGUGCCGACACAAGGCAUGUCGGCGAUGAUGAUCUACGCCAUGAGCUUUUCGCGGAUGCUCGAAGAUCAGGUCCCAAAGCUGGAACGGCUAUGUGUCGAUGUAGAGAGUGGGGACGAGUAUGAUGGGAUUGCGGUGGAGCAGGUGUUUAGGACGGUAGCGUAUAGAGGCAGGAGCGCGUGGCUCAAGGCGCAGGGGAGAAGGUCGGGAUCGAGAGUGUUUGAUUUCACGCUGUUGAUACGGGUACAUCUCCAACCUCAACAAGCGCCCGUGUAUCUGCCCAACAAGACACCAGCACCGUUUAUCAUCCGUUUCUGCCCUCACGCCGACCCCGCGCGGCAUAUAGCCGUCGACCCCAAAAUCACCGCUUUCGCCAUAUACAACCUCUUCCGGAUACAUGCCAGCCGGGAUAGCGUGCCCGCGGUAUUUGAGGUGAUUGACCAAGUCCGAGUGAGGAGGGAGCUGGAGCAGCUGAUAGAGGAUCUGGGUAUGAGGAGGAGUACGGCGACUUGGGAUUACUUUUGGAGGAGCUUUCAGCUGAAGGAGAAGGAGGAAGAGGAGGAGGAGUGGGAAGCGCCGGAAUAUGAUUGAGAGGUGAUGGCGAUGAUCAGCAAAUAUUACUGCGCCUUUGAACUCGCAUAGGGAUGCCGAGACGCAUCAACCUACCGAGAGGCCGUAAUACCUAGGCGAGAUGGACAUUAAGGGUGCUCCGCUGUAUGGAUAGACGUGCCCCCAUAGCUUGAAUUCGUGAGAAGUAUCUAUUAUUUUGGGCUUUAAUCUUGUUACGACAUUUAGUUACCGAUCGGACGUUUCUGAAUCAUUUGUGCGACUUAUACGACGUCUGUUUUUGCCAACAUUUGUGUUCGCAUGUACUAUGUCGAGAUUGUCGACGGCCGUGCUUUGGCUUCAGGGAGAUGGUGAACCUCCUGUGACAUAGCGUAGCAAUUGAACGAGCGAUUCGAUUUUAAUGAUAACCUGGUACUUCCACUAAGCCAUCAUUGCGAUCUCUCUCCAGAUCCACCUCCCAGAAUAUGCAGUCGCU